UCCUGUCAGGAGCUAGCGACUACAGCUAAACAAACCUGCCCCAAACUCCUCUCCAGACGCUUUCAAACCCCCUCUCCCCGUUUUUAUCCAAAGAUCCAGCCCCGCGGACCAGCCCGUGUCCUCUCCCCGACGAAGAUGGUCGUUCUGACGGAUAACCAUGAAGAUGAGGACUAUAUCCUGGUGCCUGAGGAGCGUAAGUGCGUCUCCCUGCCCUGCUCUCCAGCCAAACGUGUGUCUCCCAAAAAGAAACAGUUCUACAUCAGCCAAGCCACCCGCAACUCAGACCUCAUCCAACGCGCCAAGGGCAAGAAGAGCCAGCGGCGGCAGGAGAACACACGCUUCCUGGCUAACCUCCUGGAGAAAGAGGAGUGCUGUUUGGAUGAUCUGGAGCUGGGCAGUCAUCCAGCCAUCCCCACCAUCUUCACCAAGGCCUGCAUCAAUGGGAACUAUGCGGAGCGCUGGAGCGACUUCAUGAAGUGUUCUGGAGAGGAGCAGGAGCAGUUGCUGGAGCUUCUGGAGCAAGAGCAGGCCCAGAGGAGAGGAGGAAGACUGCUCCGGGACCACAGGAACGUGAACCCUCAUGACUGCUUUCAGAGGAUUGACCGCAGGCUCCGAAUCACACUCAGGAAGAGGCAGGUCCCUAUUGGAACAGUGGAGGUGCUGGAGGAUAGUUUGCUGAACUUCUUCAACGCUCAGCCAACCUCAAUCUAUACCACCAGCCUCUCCAGCAGUUUUGAGCGUCUGCUGCUCCACGCUGUGUGCCAGUACAUGGACCUGGUCUCUCUCAGCACAGACUCCAACGGCUCACGUCAGACUGAAGUGGUGAACAAACAGAGCCAGUUCCUCCCCCCGUCACUGCUGCUGUCGGCCUACCUGGAGAGGAUGAGCAGAGACCAGCCCCUGACCCCCCUGUGACCCUCCCCUCCCUCCCCUCCCUACUGCAGUCUGGAUCUAGGGCACAGAAUUACAGCACAUUUAAAAAAAUUAUUCUGUCAUGGGCUGUAGUUGACCGUCACAUAGAUUUCUCUCAAAUGUUAAAGGUAUAGUAUGUGACUUUUUUAAUGGGGGAUGCUUCAUAGAGAUGUUAUGUUGUAAGGUUCCACAGUAUGGCAUUAUUAUAUCUAUCUAGAGGUGGACCAAAAUGCAUAUUUUAUCUCUAUUGAGACGAGCAGGUGGAGGACCCCCUCAUCCCCAUCCACACACAUGUACACACACACACACACACCUGAAAGGUUACAUAAUGUACCUUUAGGCUCCUGGAUCUUCUGAAAAUGUGCACUGUAAAUUUGUAAAUUUGAAUCUGCAAACAUACAUUUCAAAUGCAAUUGCAAUAGAAAACACAAAAAACACUAUCUGAUUUGAAUUGAAAUCCAAAUUUAAGUGAUUGAACAAAUCUCCUGUGUGAAUGCGUGGGAUUCAUGUGGUAGAUUCUUGUAUCAGCAGUGUUGCUCAGCCCUGCUGCUCUGCGCUGGGGUUCUGUCAUGAUCAGCACCUGCAGUGUGUGAGUAAAUGGACGUGCACAUUAGAUGAGUGAGUCAGGGAGGAGGAGUGGAGUUUAAAGCAGCAGUGUUCCGCAGUGUUGCUUUAACUCAUCCACAGUCUGUUUACAAGCACAGCUCACAGCCAUAAACAAGGUCAGAUUAUAUAAGAAAUGUCUAUCGGAGUCCUUUUAAAGAUGCUAAAACACAAUAUGACACGUUCAUAUUACAGCGAGCGACUGUAUAAAGAGUUCAACGUUACAUUGUAUGACAUGUACAGUGAGUCAGGCGCUUCAGAUUCUGCCUUCAGAUCUCUACAAAGGUAAAUACUUUAUGUCAUAGUGAAAACUAUACUAAAAUAUAUUUAUUUAGAAUGGUUUUUCAGGUGAGCUGUCCCACACGUGUGCUGGCCUGAUCAGUCUCACCGCUUUGUCAUUGUACAAAGUCAGUCUUGUAUUGCUCCGUAGAGGUUAAAGUGGAACUAAACACUAAGUCCACAGUUUUUGUUAUAAACUGUGUAAAUGGUGUUUGAUAGUAACAGACCCUGCCCUUCCUCCCCCCUCACUCUCCCCUUUAGUCCUCCAGGCCCCGCCCCUCCUCCCUUUAGUCCUCUAGGCCACACCCCUCCUCCCUUUAGUCCUCCAGACCCUGCCCCUCCUCCCUUUAGUCCUCCAGGCCACACCCCUCCUCCCUUUAGUCCUGCAGGUUUAGCAGCUCUAUUUGAAAGGAGCUUGUGGGUGUUUACUGCCACUUUAAUCAUUCCACGAGGUUAUCUUGUGUAGAGAGCUUUAUUUGUGAUUCAGAAUAAUAACAGAAAAAAGAUUGGAGAUUCUUUAAUGGAACUGACAUGAAAAGCCUGAAAAGAACCUUUGACUUACUUGACAUUCUCUCUUGUUUUAGCCUGCCCACCUCAAGGUUUUGAAAGUUGUAUUCAGUCAUAUAAAUGUUAUCUGCCAUAGAGGAAACGAAGAAUUGUGUUGAUUAAAAAAUAUUUCGAUUUUGAAAACGAAUGUCUCCGCUACAGAACCGCCUGACACUGACACGAUAACGCUGUAUGAAACGGUGGGCAUGGCAACCGCUCCACAUUAUUUUUAUUACUGUACUCGCUUCAUUUGAUUUACUCUUAGUUUCUCUGUCCCACCUUCAAAUAGCAUUCAAACCGCGCACUACCAGACUGACGGAGAAAGCAGACCAGGCAACACAGCUGUGGACAGACUUACAAUAAUCUGUUGUAUUUCAUGUAGAUUUUUAAUGCAUUUUAGUAUUAACUUUGUAUUUGCAUUUGUACUUUUACUUAGUCUGAGUCUGUCACCCCUUUUAAUACUUGUACUUCAAAGAUUAAGGAGGAAAAAGUUCAUAUUUAAACUCACUUCAAAAUCAGUAAAACUUAAAUUGUUUCAUAUCAACAGUUGUAGAAAUGAUAAAGCAGUACUGCAUUUUUAAAGUAGUAGUAGUAGUAGUUGUAGUAGUAGGCAAGAGCACAUCCACAUAGGUGAGUGUUAGUAACAAGGAGAGCCCCUCGAUAACCGACCUGUCCAUAAAAGCCAAUUGUAAAUAUGACUGCGUUUUAUACUUGUACUGCUUUAUACCAAUGAAAGCACUUGAAUUCUAAUAUCGAAUGUGAACUUACACGAUUUUUACGAUCAUGAGAUGAUUUUGAAGGUGCUAUUGGUGACAAACUGUAUCACUGCCUCACAGGAGUCACAGGAACUACAGUGACGAAAGAGUCAUGGAACUACUCUGAUAGGAAAAGGGACACACGCCGAGCGAUUGUAUUCAAAGGCCUGUGGAAGGGCCUCUGGUUUAAUUUCAUGUACAGUCCGACAUUUACUGCCAACUUUAUCUGUGUACUGUGUUAAAUACAAAGCCAUAAUCUGACGGUUGGUACUUGUGUUUGAAAUGGUCUGAUUUUAAAGGAGCAGUGUAGAAAACCACUGGGUCUGAAAUUAAGUAACCAUUUGUAAGAUUGAAUAUUUUUAUAUUCCAUAAAAAAUAAUUUGUCUGUCCCCAGAUAUCAGGUAAACGCCAAAUCAGAUAAUUUUUAUUGAUUUAUUCUGAAAGAGAGAGUAUUAUGUAAAAUGAUGUAACCUAACCAUGUUUAAGUAAUUUAGCAAUCUCUCCUGAGUCCUAUUCAAACCCUCCUUGCAGUUAGCUCUAAGAUUUCGUGCAAGAAAGGCUCAAAGGCUGUUUUAAAAAAAUACAGUUUUGGCUCACCCGAAACAUGUGGAUGAAAGGCCAAAACAAAUAAAAACACCACCUAAGUUUUGGGCGAUUAUAGCAUUUUCAAAACAGUAAAGGGGACAUGGUGACCUAAAAAUGUGAUGUUUUUACCCACAGAAGUCAAACAAUCACUCUUUAGAAUAAGAAGAAAUGUAUUAUGCUAACUGCUUCAAACCCCCACCCCCUUUUGGCAAUACACCUGCAGAACAGUUGAAUAAAGAUCCACACUGCUCCUUUAAACAUCUGUGUAGUAAAACGAUUUAAGCACAAUCUGUCCUCACAUAGACUUUGAGUAAGAGGCUCUUAAAGGGCCGCUGUACAUAUUUGACUGGAACAGAGCACUUGCCUUAUCUGCGCUCUUCUGCUUGUGUCUCUAUCUGUGGACUUUUCUCCUCUUUGCGUUUGUAGAUUCAUAUGUUCUUUAUUUGUACCAAAGGAUUGUGUUAUGUCAUCUCUCAGGUCCGCACGGUUGUAUUUAGUUGAAUCAUCUCUGACCAGUGCCAAUGUCCGCUGGCCUGUGCAGUCCGAGCUUUACUCCAAACAUGGAUGCAUCCUCACAGCAUGUUGUGUAUAUAAGACUGGUGUGGCUUAUUUAUAAUGAUGGACCUCUGCAGCCAUUAAAGCUUUUUAAGAGCA
Boleophthalmus pectinirostris (great blue-spotted mudskipper) is the source of this 4334-nucleotide messenger RNA. RefSeq names its product R3H domain containing 4 (gene r3hdm4). Gene Ontology annotation, molecular function: nucleic acid binding. NCBI's taxonomy places the organism in Eukaryota, Metazoa, Chordata, Actinopteri, Gobiiformes, Gobiidae. The record is from RefSeq and is a predicted model, not a curated record. The transcript has 8 exons. Bases 136 to 915 code for a protein of 259 amino acids.